Messenger RNA from Ogataea parapolymorpha DL-1, 2874 nucleotides. RefSeq names its product WD40 repeat-containing protein. The coding region runs from base 1 to 2874 and encodes 957 amino acids. Gene Ontology annotation, cellular component: cytoplasm. The record is from RefSeq and is a predicted model, not a curated record. Gene Ontology annotation, biological process: positive regulation of TORC1 signaling. Gene Ontology annotation, molecular function: protein binding. NCBI's taxonomy places the organism in Eukaryota, Fungi, Ascomycota, Pichiomycetes, Pichiales, Pichiaceae. The transcript has a single exon.
AUGUCAGGGUGUAUAGUUCGUGCCGUUGGCUGGAAAUACGGCACCGAGGAACGAUUUUUGGGUGCUGCGCCGACCGGCGAGACGGUAUCACUAUACCAGACCAACAAUGACAGCGAAGGGUCUGACGAGGAGAUGACGAAGCUUUUCAGCAGAGGAGGUUUCGAUAAGAUACAGUGUUUACAGUAUUCUUCCGAGAAGCCAGGUGUCACCGGAGUUGGACAGCUGGACGGAAGCGGGCAUAUUUUUGAUAUCACAGCUGCUCAGACGCCUCCCCUGGUUUUGCGUCCAAAACAGGCUCGUUCGUGCAACAGCAUUUCUUUCAAUGAGAGAGAGCUGGUCGCUUUAGGUUUUGAUCGCGGCCGGCAGGAUCACUCUAUACAAAUUUGGGACUUGGCAUCCUGCUCAAGGGCGGGUAAAAACGAAAGCGUGAUCCCGCCAUUGCUCUCGUUUGUGCCAAAUGAGAGCGUUUCUUCACUGAGUUUCUGCGAGGGCAGUAACAUUAUUGCAGGCAGCUACAAGCUUUUGCGUGAGUACGACGUGCGCACUAACCAGCCGGUGUACCAAUUGAGCACCAGGUGCACUUUGCACAUCAAUGUGGACCCAUUCUACUCCCAUUUCUUCGCGUCAGCCAGUGAAGACGGCUCGUUGGCCAUUUGGGAUCGGCGUAAGCUUGGGGAUAGUUCCAGCAUGGUGCGUGUCCAGGGGUCUGGGAUUACGUCUGACAGUCCUCUUUUGCUAUUCAGCAAGCUGUUGAGCGACCAGCGGCGCUCAGGCGGUUCUCCAUACCGUUAUUCCACCGUGACCCACGGAGAACUGGGGGCUUUGUUUGAUGGCGAUUUAGUUCGGAGGUGGAAGUUUGGCGUGGUGCCGCCGCUUGAGUCGGAAUUGGCCAAGUUCGAGAGCAUGGUAGGCCGCAGCAGGGCCGAAGGCACGCUGGUGGCUACCAAUUUCCGUCCUACGGACUCGCUCUUCAUUUCGCGCGUGAGCGAUGCAAAGACCAAGUACGAGCGCGUGAUAUCGUUUGACUACUCGCCAAACUUCCAUUCGCAACAGGGUAUCGACCUGGUGUGUAUGAGACAGUCUGGAAGCAUUUAUAAGAUGCACGUUGUGGAAAGCCCGACAGGGAUGGACUUCAAUUCGUUCAACGACCUCACAUUCACGGGGCCGGAGGGUACGUGCUCAAAGAUGGUGAAGGAUGCUGUUGAUGAGGAGCAGCCUAGCAGAAGGGCAUCACAAGACGACAGAAACGGCGUACUCGAAGACGUGGCGGACCACAGCGAUGGGACAAGCGAGAAGGACUUUGCGUCCGACAUGGAAGAUUCUGAGGACUCGCCAUUUGAAGCGGCCCGCGAUAACAUGGGACUUAAAUCGGAGGCAUUGCUGGGAAACGAUAUCUGCUCGACGAUCAGACGCCGUGCAUUGCUGGGCUACGGAACCAAUGCCGAGAACAACAUGACAAUUCUCGAAAGCAUGAGCUGGCUAGAAACAACUCUGCAGCUGCGCAACGCGUGGAAAUGGAUUUCCAUCUCUCAUGAUCUGGUAGCCUCGGGCAAGAUGAUUUCUGGUAGCUUCGACUUUGGGUAUCUAGGCGUUCUGGGCAUUUGGCACAUGGAAGAAGGCUUUGCCGAGCAGAAGCGGUACAACGGCGAGGGCAGUUUCACGUCGAGGGAGCUUUUUACCGCAGCCCGACAAAUAGUCGAGAAACGCACGCUCGAAACUAAAAUCCUUGCUGCCCCGCUGAUUGGUUUCGACGGCGAAAGCCAAAAGGAAGUCCAGCGUCGGCUCGCAAUGCACGUGAUUGGCUGGGAUUUUGGUGUCAAGGAGCUUGAAGAUAAGUACGAAAACCUGAUAGCCAAGGAGCACUACGAGCGAGCAGCCGGCUGGGCCGUUUUCCAUGGAGACAUUUCGCGGGCCAUCGACAUCCUGGCCGGCUCGAAGAACGAGACGUAUCGCAUAAUGUCGACGGCUAUUGCGGGCUAUUUCGCCUUCCGCGACUCGCAGAUCAACACCACUUGGAAAGACCAGUGUCGGAAGCUGUCUUCCGACUUGGAAAAUCCGUAUUUGCGCGUGAUCUUUGGCUACAUAGCGGACGGCAAUUGGUGGGACGUGCUUGACGACUCUUUCUUGCCUCUGCGUGAAAAGUUGGGCGUUGCACUGCGUUUUCUCCCAGAUAGCGAGUUGGAUGUUUAUUUAACGAGGCUUGCAGAAAACGUCAUCAAGAGAGGUGAAAUUGAAGGUAUUAUUCUUACCGGAGUGACCGCUCGGGGAAUGGACCUUCUGCAGUCAUUUGUCGACCGCACAAGCGAUAUCCAGAGUGCUUGUCUCAUUGCGUCAUUUGGCUGCCCAAAAUACUUUAGAGACGAUCGUGUCGAGGACUGGGUAGAAAACUACCGGUAUCUGUUGAACAGCUGGAGUUUAUUCCAUGUCAGGGCCAAAUUUGACGUGGCAAGAACUAGACUAUCGCGACAAAACAACGGCGAGACACAAACGAUACCCGUUCCGCGCCAGGUUUACUUGCAAUGCACCAACUGUCACAAGAAUAUCUCAAAGAAAAAGAAUACCGGUCCGCAGCUCAAAAAUGGCAUGUUGCUACAAAAAGAGUCACCGCUGCAUACAUGUCCCCAUUGUGGCCAUUCUCUGCCGCGCUGUGCCAUCUGUCUGAUCACCCAGGGCAUUGCCCUGCCAAAAGAGAUGUCGCGGGUGGACCACGAUGCAGUUGACGAUAACCUCACGCUGGAGACUCAGUUCAAAGAGUGGUUCAGCUUCUGUCUGUCGUGUAACCAUGGAAUGCAUGCGGGACACGCAGAGGAAUGGUUUUCGAAGCACUACAUCUGCCCGGUGCCCGACUGUGACUGCCGCUGCAACAACAAAUAG